This is a messenger RNA of Chilo suppressalis (striped riceborer), 4796 nucleotides long. The record is from the annotation of a GenBank genome assembly. Lineage: Eukaryota; Metazoa; Arthropoda; Insecta; Lepidoptera; Crambidae.
ACGCGUCAAGAGGAUGGUGUAAUGUUUUCGCUGAAUUAAAUUUUUACUUUCUACGAUGGAAUUCAAUAAUUUUGAUUCUGCUACUGAUGAUAAGUCCAACUUGAAUGGAGACUGUUCACCGCCUCCGACGAAACAAGCUUUCGACAUGAACCACACCAAAAAUAUUGAUGACAUUUCUACGCCUUCCGAACUGAAAUUCGAUGAAGAUUUCGACUUUGAGGACCCUGAGAUUUCUGAGAAGAGGAAGGAAAUUGAAAGAUGUAUUCAAAACCCAGACUCCGUGAACUUGGAAAAGUGGCAACAGUUUGCCAAGAGUAAAGGAGGCCUAAUAAGUGAUGAUUAUAGAAAAGUAGUAUGGCCUCUUUUGGUUGGAGUAACACAAGAAGAAAUGACAGAGCCACCAUCACUCGAUGAUCUCUCAACACAUGGAGAAUAUAAUCAGGUGGUGUUAGAUGUGAACCGUUCUUUGAAACGUUUUCCUCCUGGCAUACCUUAUGAACAACGUGUGGCCCUGCAAGAUCAACUGACAGUGCUUAUCCUAAGGGUCAUUAUUAAGCAUCCAGACUUGAAAUAUUAUCAGGGGUAUCACGAUGUCGCGAUUACACUGCUGCUUGUGUGCGGCGACCGCGCGUCGUUCCCUCUACUGUGCCGGCUGUCGUGCGGUCCACGCGCGCCUCUACAGCCCUUCAUGCAAACCACGAUGGCGCCCACGCAGCACCUGCUCAACUACAUGCUGCCGGUCAUACGACGCGCCGACCCAGACGUCGCCGACUGCUUGGAAAAAGCUCAAGUGGGCACUAUGUUCGCCCUACCCUGGUACCUGACCUGGUUCGGGCACAGCCUGAACCGGUACUCGGACGUGGUGCGGCUCUACGACUACUUCCUGUGCGCGCCUCCACUGUUUCCGGUCUACGUCACUGCCGCUAUAGUACUGCACCGUGGCGGUGAGGUGCUGCGCUGUGAUUGCGACAUGGCCAUGCUGCACUGUCUGCUGUCCCGGUUACCAGAUGACUUACCGUUCGAAGACAUUUUGGUGACUGCGGAGAAACUGUAUCUCGAAAACGACCCGGAAGUCUUAGAGCCGGAAGUUGCGGCGCUCGAGAGGAGAGAGGCGGAGGUACGCCGGUUAGACGAGGAGCGCAUGAAGCGUAGACAGGCGGCGGCUAGAAACCGUCGGAACCCGCCCGCUAGACGUUGGCCUUCCCUCCUGAAGGCGUUAUCGUCUCGCCGGGCGUUACUCGCGACGGCCACAGUACUGCUCGGCGUCUACGUGUACUACCGGCCGGAGUUGCUGUUCAUAAGACAUCACGAAGAUACUCUCGGGGAAUUAUAGAAGUUGAGUGAAUAGGACUUGUAAAUAAAAGAAGUUUAAGUUUAUAACUUUAUUUUCAUUUAUUUAUACUUUGAUAAAAUAUAUUCAGACAACAAUAAUGUAGAGAGAGGCUGUACAAGCUGCAUAAACUGAAACAUUCCUUUUAAUAUAAAAGAAAUUAUAAACAGAAUUUGAAGAACCACAGAAAAUAAAAUUGAUUAUGCAACAAAAAAUAAAAUAUACUUAAUGAAUUCCAUUAAAGCAAAAUAAAUGCUUCCUUAAUCAAUGUGUCAAAAAAUAAAAAAUAAAAUUUUCAAUGAGAACCAGACACUUCCAUGAGAAGUUUUUAUCACAGCCACUGGCUUGAGUAUGUUACUUAUAGAAUAAAAUAUAUAUUAGACUACUUAAAGAUAGAAAAUCUAUUAAUAUUACAACUAAUUAAUUGGUAAUAUUGACUACUAAGAGAGCUAAAUUAACAAAGGGGAUGAUGACAGGGUAAAGUUAACAAAGUCCGUCAUUAGAUUAUCAAAAAAUAAUUCUCCCCAAUUUUUUUUUUCAAUCAAUCUUUUUGAUUGAAGACAAAAAUAACACGCGUCAAGGUUUGGAAGACGGGGAUCAUGACGUCACUUCUAAGUAAAAAUUGGACCGAGAUGUAACGUCAUGUGAUAUUUCAAAUCAAAUGUUUUGAUUAUGUGUGACUUUUCGAUAGUCUACCUAUUUGACGAGGAACAAAAAAGUUAUGUCAUCAUCUCUAUUAAAAGCAGUUGCACAUUCUGAUAAAUCACUAAAUUAAGAAAAGUUAACAUUGAAGAACAACGUACACCAUAUUCUUUUUGCUAUUAAGCUUGAGCGUAAUUCAGGAUUAUUCUACGACACACGUCUUUUUGCGAGAUGAUAAGAGAAAAUCUUUAAUCGUUAAAACGAAACGGGUAUAAAGUGAAUCUAUUGAAAAUAUACGAAACCAGUUUGGUACUAUGAAUACCCCAUUCCAAACAAAUAAAGCUAAGUUUUGUUCAUUGUUCUUAUCACCUCACAAGUUAAAUUAUAGUUAUAUACAUUCACUGGCAAGACCUUAUGCUACCCGCGCACUAAAACAUCUAUGUUAUUUUAUUUCUUAGACAUAGAUUUAAAAUCGAACCACCUGCUAAGAUUGCUAGAAUUUUUGAAAAACUUACUACAUUUCAGAUCAAAUGAAUCCAAGCCAAAAUUGAUAUGCUUUAUUAGCAACGAUUCACAAUGUUGAGUCUUCCUUCCACACUAUCUCUCACAAAUAAAAUUGCUAAGUAACAAAAUAAAAAUUACCUGGUACAAGAAUAAUAUAAAUUGCGAUACAUGCUGAAAAAAUAUGUUAUUAUUUAUCUUAAUUUUGGUGAUAGCUGUUAAGAGUACGAGAAUGUGUAUAUUAAUAUUUUAUACUUAAUAUGUAGUGACAAUGCUAUAUUGUUAUAACCGUAUGCAAGAAUUCAAUCAAUCGACUGGAAAACGAUUUACUUAUCAACGACACCAACAGCGAAGUUUUUGAACAUUAUUAGUAGCUUUAAACUUUCAUGGUCACUAACAUUAUAGCUAUUAACGGGAUUGUAACAUGUACCUUGUUUUUUGACUCAUAAAAACAAUGUACAUGGCAACAAUCCCGUCAAUAGCUAUAAUUAUUUGUAGCAUAAUUAUCUAUGGAAAGUACGAUAAAUUAAAGCCAAAUUUUUACGUUGUUAUAGUAGAUUGAUGUGAGAAACCGUUUUUAGCUCUCAAUAAUCCGUAAAAAUUACAGUAUAGACUAGGUAAUGAGCGGGUUAUCGACACGAAAGGAAUCAACUCCACACUACGCGAAAAUUGCAAAGUAAACAAUUUUGCUUAAUUGCACGAAAUAUUUUAAAUAAUAGGGCCAAGUCUUUAUUCCCUGAUUUCGGUGGUGAUACACCCUGACUUUUUUUUACCCAAUUUUAUAAUUACUGAUCAAAGUUCUAGUUCAAGUAGUAGUAAAAUGUUAUUACCCAAUAUUGCUAAAAGCUACAUUAGAUAAGCGAGUUGUGUUUACUGUUGGAUCGUUGGAAGGGAUCCAGGAAAAAGCAAAACUACUGUAUUUUGCUUUUCCUUAGAAAGUAUUUUUCUAGUGAAUAAACAGCUUUAAAAUUAACGCGUGUUAAUCCAAACAAGCGUAAAUCUCUUUCAAUAUUGUUUUUUUAAAUCUUUUCGUUUACCAUGAGACACAAGACCUCCAUAUGAAACAUACUAAAAGCAGUUCAAUUUACGUAUUUUUAUUCAGCGAUUCACAACAAACAAAAAUACGCUCGUUUGUCUUCACUCUACAGACAGGAAGCGAAUACGUUAUUAGCCGAUGAGUAGAUACUCUAAAUUUAAGGUUAAAACCCACUUACAAGACUGCGCCAACACUUCCCUAAACUAAGGUGACUGUUUGCAGUCCACGCGCAUCGGCGCUGUCGAGCUAGCUGUUAGCGAUUUCAUCAUCAUCCUAUUAAUGUUCCCACUGCUGGGGCGCAGGCCUUCCCUAUGGAUGGAAUAGUGAGAUUAGGCCAUGGCCCACCACGAGGGCCCUUUGCAAAUUGGCGGGUGAACGAGGAACUCGAGAUAGAAGAUUUUUGGUCACCCAUCCAAUGACCGACCACUGCGAAAGUUGCUUUAUUUCAACGAUCGCAACCGAACGUGCUAACCCCCCGCGCCAUCGGGCUCCUCAAGCGUUAAGUAAGCGAAUUGCUUGGUAGAAAUGCGAGAAUGGCCAAGUAAUAGCAGUAAGCACUGAAGAACGCUCGCUUGCAACGCGUGGUAAGGGAGGCAUCAACUACCGAGCAGUCUCACGGCUCUAGGCUCGCUGACAGCUAAUUUAUGUUGCCGAUGUAAAGUACAACUAAAUAUCAAUACGUAAAACCUAAAUUUGGAUUAUAUUCUUUUUGGCGGGUGGGAGCGAAGUCGUGUAUGUGGGCUUAGACCUUUAAUGAGCAGGGUGCAGGCAGAGAGGAACUUUGAAGCUAAUCCUUCUCAGUUGAAGUAUUGCAACUUUUUGCGCUUGGUAAUCAUCUCGCUGCGCUGGCUGGGUUGGAAAAGUGCGAGUUUUCAAUCACUGGGUUUGGUGGUAACUAAUCUCCAAUAUAUUGUUUAGUAGCGUUUUCUAACUGUCAACACGAAAUAUCUACUCGUUUGAAAUGGUGAUUAGAAAAAACCUAGCAUAACAAAAUGAGUUACUACCUGACUACCCGGGUAUGUUUGCCCCAAAAGAGCGGAAGAGAGACCUCUUGUUCAGCCGACGAGUACCGUCUUUAUGUAGUCUACUGCUCGCUGGUCAUGCAAUAUGCGUAAAUGUUCAGCGUUGGGCAGCGGUAAUGUUUUUACGCGCAUGGGGUUUCUGCCCCACAAACGUCUUUGCCUCCAGAGGCCGCAGGCGGAGAGAGAUCUGGCGUUGACUGUGCCAUCGCCGUCGCCCGUCGCUAAUUGCGGAUAUCCGUCCAGCCACGUGCCCGGCUUGUAUACC